This is a messenger RNA of Nanorana parkeri, 869 nucleotides long. RefSeq names its product mitochondrial ribosomal protein L18 (gene MRPL18). Gene Ontology annotation, biological process: translation. Lineage: Eukaryota; Metazoa; Chordata; Amphibia; Anura; Dicroglossidae. The transcript has 4 exons. The record is from RefSeq and is a predicted model, not a curated record. Bases 180 to 707 code for a protein of 175 amino acids. Gene Ontology annotation, cellular component: mitochondrion; ribosome. Gene Ontology annotation, molecular function: 5S rRNA binding; structural constituent of ribosome.
CCCUCAACAAAGAUGGCGGCUCGCUGAACGGGCAUUGUAAGGUUACCGGAAGUGCCCUUUUUGAAGCAUGUCUGUGCCCUGCACUGUCACAGUGUUCGGGGUGCUUCACAACUGACCGAAAAGCGUUUAUAAAAGCAACUGGAUGUCGGAGUGACUGCGAGGAGAAGCCUGUUAUAGCAAUGUCCGUGCUCCUACGAGGCAGAAUCCUCGUACAGGCUAUCCGUCCGGCCAGCAGUGCUGCCAGCGUUCAGGUCACGCCAGCAAUUGAGGUGGACACGCAUGAAAAUGAAAUUGUAAACCCGGAAUUCACCAAUCGGAACCCUCGUAACUUGGAGAGUCUGUCACUUGCAGUUAAAGAUCGUGGCUGGGGAACGGUGUGGCCAACCAGGGCAUACUGGCAUAGGUUACGUUUGGAACGCAGUGGAUACCAUGUUACCGCAUUGGUGGAGCACACGAAUGGCAAUAUUGUGCUCUCUGCCUCUACCAAGGAAUGGGGAGUGAAGAAACAUCUCUAUAGCACAGUAGGUGCCACGGCAUGUGAGAAUGUAGGCAGAGUUAUGGCUCAGCGCUGCCUGGAAGCAGGAAUACAUUAUAUGCUCUUUCGGGAGAUUCCUUGGGUAUUUCGCAGUGAAUCGGUGCAGCAGUUUCGAAAAGCAAUGAUCGAAGGUGGAAUAUUGUUAACGGAACCCCCACGCAUUUAUCAAUAACAAUAACCAGGAAAAUUGGGUUUUACUGAAGCGAAGACUACAGUUUUUUUUUUUUUUUACUUGUGGACAAUAUACAAUCUAAUCAGCUUCAUGAACCAUUAUCUGGAUUUUCUUAUUGAAAGCCCAACUGCAGAGAGACCUUUUUUGUAUUUUUUUUUUUUU